AUGGUUCUGAUUCCACCCUUCGAGCUAAGUUCAGCUCGAAUCGAGCUCCGCGAGCUGAUCAUCUCUGUAACGAAUGAUCUAGUGAAUCCGGAGAAAGUUCCGAAGAGAGACGUACCUGGUGUUGAAGAGGGGAACUCUAUAACAUCUCGUGUGUGCUCCUUUAUUUCUCACAUCUUCUUCUUCCUCUUUUCUUCAAACACACGAGUGAGAGAGAGAGAGUUAGAUUCAACGGAAUCGAUCGAGUAUCGGCUACAAGUGGUAUCAGAGCCAGGUUACGCGCACAAGGAAGAUACUCUAGAAGGAUCGGGACUUACACGGAGAGGAAGAUCGGAAAGUUUCUCGGACCCCAGGAGAAACGACGACAGCGGAUUCACGCGAAUCGGAUCGGGCUUCGAUCUGAGAUAG
Microthlaspi erraticum is the source of this 405-nucleotide messenger RNA. The record is from the annotation of a GenBank genome assembly. Lineage: Eukaryota; Viridiplantae; Streptophyta; Magnoliopsida; Brassicales; Brassicaceae.